Molecule: messenger RNA, 1275 nt
Organism: Aspergillus versicolor CBS 583.65
Lineage: Eukaryota; Fungi; Ascomycota; Eurotiomycetes; Eurotiales; Aspergillaceae
Exons: 3
Coding region: 1-1275 (424 amino acids)
Biological process (GO): spliceosomal complex assembly; protein phosphorylation; regulation of mRNA processing
Molecular function (GO): protein kinase activity; ATP binding
Source: RefSeq, a predicted model, not a curated record
AUGAGUGUGACGUCGUCGACUGUGACUGUCCCCUCUGUCCCUGAUAGAAUCAUCGAGCCGCUGGAUUACUAUUCAAAGCAGAAGUUCCACCCGGUGCAUCUGUUGGACACCUUCCAAGGUACCCGGUACACGGUCAUCCGCAAAUUAGGGUACGGAUCGUUUUCCACGGUCUGGUUGGCCAGAGAUAGCAAAUCCGACCGCUACGUCGCGUUAAAGAUUGGACACGCCGAGUCUGAGCCAUCCCCUGAAACUGGCAUAUACGACAAACUAGCAAAGCCAGUCCCCAUUUCGCAUCCCGGCCGCAACCAUUACUUGCCCUUGCUGGACCAUUUCCGAGUCAUUGGCCCCAAUGGUACGCAUCAGGCAUUGGUCUACGAGCCGAUGGGAGCGAGCGUGCAUGAGGUGAAGGAUGCUCUCUUCCCCGAUACUCCGUUUCCGCUCUGGACAGCCAAGUCUAUACUAUGGCAGACUUUGCUCGCACUGGACUUUAUGCUGGCGAAUGACGUCGUGCAUGGAGAUGUACAGCCGCGCAAUCUCCUCUUCACAUUGGACGACCUGGCACAUGUACCUGUGUCUGAGAUGUCCCAGGACAAGGAGAUCCCGGUGACUCGGGUGUUCGAUACGAAUCUUGGUGGUGGCAUUACAGGACCGGAGUACCUCGUCGCCGCUGACUCCUUGAUGCAAUACAUUGACAUCUCCCGGCAGUUUACAAUCAAAAUCUCAGAUCUCGGCGGAUCCUUCCUAACAUCCAACCCCCCCAAAACCCCCUCUCCACCCCUCCACCUGCGCGGCCCCGAAACCCUCUUCCAAGGCCUCGUCUCCGCAAAACAAGACAUGUGGAGCUUCGGCUGCCUAAUCUUCGAGUUCCUCACAGGCACCGACCUCUUCGAUCUAACCGACUACCCGGUCUCCGAAAUCACAGACGACAUGCACUUCAUAGACAUGUACAACAUCCUCGGCUUCCCGACGGACACUAAACUCCGAGAUACACACUGGCCCAACUGGCGCGAGUUCUUCGGUCCAAGCGGCGAGCGGAUAAACCACUACAACCGGAAACGGGGGCGGGAUUUUGAUAGUGAGGGCAGACGGACGGCGCAUACAUUAGAGGGGUUAUUGGAGGAAUCACUGGCAGGGAGGUUUUCGGGUGAAGAGCUGCAGACUACAAUACAUUUGCUGCGUGGGUUGUUGGAGUUUAAUCCGGAGAAGAGGUUUACCACGAAGGAUGUGCUGGCGCAUAGGUGGUUUGAGGAGUUGAGGGGGUCUGUUUUGCUUUAG